Molecule: messenger RNA, 3507 nt
Organism: Penicillium soppii
Lineage: Eukaryota; Fungi; Ascomycota; Eurotiomycetes; Eurotiales; Aspergillaceae
Gene: pan2n2
Product: poly(A)-specific ribonuclease
Exons: 3
Coding region: 1-3507 (1168 amino acids)
Biological process (GO): mRNA processing; nuclear-transcribed mRNA poly(A) tail shortening
Cellular component (GO): PAN complex; P-body
Molecular function (GO): protein binding; poly(A)-specific ribonuclease activity; nucleic acid binding
Source: RefSeq, a predicted model, not a curated record
AUGGAGGCCGACUGGGAUGAGCUGUCGCGUAUCCCAAUGCCACCACCGAGUGCGCAUGCUAUGCCUACCGUGGCGACAGCGAUCGCGUUUGAUGAUAUGAUGGAACUUCUGUGGACAGGAAAUGAAUACGGCAGGGUAUCCUCAUUUUACGGACCGGAGAUGCAACGUUACACAUCUGUUCGAGCCCACCCAGCAUCCGAGGGCGUGGUGCGGCAGAUUAUCUUUCACGAACGAGGAGUAAUUUCCCUGUCUUCGAAGAGUGUGCACAUGAUCACACGGCGGGGCUUGACGCAAUGGCACCUUGCUCACGAGGAAAUGGUCGAUCUCCGCUGUAUGAGCUUCACGGCUCAAACCAAUCGAAUCCUCGUUGCAGGUUGCCAACGAGUGAUGUUCACGGUGGACAUUGACAAGGGCACAAUCGUCGACAAGCUACCCACUGAGCACGGCUACACAAUGAUGAAAAAGAGUAGAUACCUCUGCGCAGCAACAGAUACGGGAUCUGUUAAUGCCCUCAGCCUCGCCAAUUUUAGCGUUGUGAAGUCAUGGAAAGCCCACGGGACAGCUGUCAAUGAUAUGGACGCCCGAAAUGACUUGCUGGUCACAUGCGGCUUUUCCGUCCGACAUCUGGGAGCCCCAAUCGUGGACCCAUUAGCCAAUGUUUAUGAUUUGAAGACUCUGACACCAUUACCCCCGAUCCCGUUCCAUGCUGGUGCAGCAUAUGUUCGCAUGCAUCCCAAACUUCACACUACUAGCUUCGUGGCUUCACAAACAGGUCAACUUCAAGUCAUAGAUCUUAUGAAUCCCAACUCGGUCAACUUGAGACAAGCGAAUGUCUCUUUAAUGCUCGGGAUUGAUCUUUCACCAUCCGGAGAAGCUUUGGCUAUCAAUGAUGCCGAGGGCUCUAUUCACCUAUGGGGCUCACCAUCAAAAAUUCAUUUCACAGAACUGAGCAAAGAGGCAGAGUUUGCAGAUGUUCCCACGCGCCCUCCUCCGAUAGAUUGGUCCCCAGAAGCUCCGCUAAGCAUGGCUGGGAUGCCUUAUUAUCAUGACCGUCUCCACUCGGCGUGGCCAAGCCAUCUGAUCUUCGAGGUUGGCAAUCCACCUGCUCCGAUAGAUCAAUCUAUAUUGCCAUACUUGCGUCCUGCGGAAAUGGGCCAUCACGCUCCCAAUCCGAGAAAGAUCCGCCGCUACCAAACAGAAAACACUCGCGCGCUGACCACAGCAGAGCCGUCCCUUAUCGCACCAAAGUUCUUGAGUGAAAAGGCUCGAGAAUAUAGUAAAUCAGACGGCUUAGUUGGAGAUGCAGCAGAAGCACUAGCAGGCGCUAAAAUCAACGGAGAAAGUGAUGAUGAUCCGUUGCUCAAAUAUAGCAACGUCGAAAUCAAAUACAGCCGGUUUGGUGUUGAUGAUUUCGACUUUCGCUUCUAUAAUAAGACCUUGUUCUCUGGCCUGGAGACUCACAUCGCCAAUUCUUUCACCAACUCCCUCCUCCAACUCUUCAAAUUCAUCCCAUUGUUCCGGAACCUUGCUCUCAGCCAUGCAGCUGGAUCGUGCAUCUUUGAGCACUGUCUUUUGUGUGAGCUAGGUUAUCUGUUUGAUAUGCUUGAAAAAGCGAGUGGACAAAAUUGCCAAGCCACCAAUCUCCUCAAGACAUUCAGCAGCUUCCGAGAAGCGUCAAAUUUGGGCCUCUUGGAAGAGAAUCUCACCAACAAAUCACUUUCAACUGCUAUUCAGGCUGUCAAUCGUUUCUUCUUGACCCAGAUAGCUCAAGAUUUCCGGAUGACCCAACCAAAUUCGGAAGAUCUCGAUCAACGGCUCGCUACCAUCGCAUCCGAGUCCAUUCGGUGCAUGUACUGCCAGAAUGAAAUCGUGCGACCUGGAAACUCGUUGGCAAAUGAACUGAUUUAUCCGAAUAUUGACAUUAAACAUGCGCGACGCAAUCCGCUGUUCCGAUUCUCCAAUAUCCUACGUGCAAGUAUUGAACGAGAGACACAGAACCGCGGGUGGUGCAAUUAUUGCCGUCGUUACCAACAAGUGACGAUCCGCAAAACUAUCCACCGCAUGCCGUUGGUCCUCGUGCUUAAUGCUGCGCUGACGAACCCUCUCUGUCGUCGGCUAUGGGCAAUCCCCAAGUGGCUCCCUGACGCUGUCGGUAUCCUGGUUGACCCCACCGGCCAGGUAAUGUGCUUUGAAGGGGAUGAGCUGCAGCUUCGUAUCCAGAGCCAGACACCUGGACUCGUGGUGUAUGAUUUGGUUGGCUUGGUUGCGGAGAUUGAUAUUCCAGAACACCAAAAGCCGCAUUUGGUUUCUUUCGUCAAUGUCUCCAUAUCAAGACCUGAACCCCAGGAACAAGGCAAAUGGCACUUGUUCAACGACUUCUUGGUUACGGAGGUCGACAGGGAUGAAGCGCUUCGAUUCACACAGCCUUGGAAGCAACCUUGCGUUCUAGCUUACCAAGUGAGAGACCCUCGCCAUGUCAUCGAUGACUCUUGGAAGAAUAGCCUCGAUAAAACACUUCUGUUCCGCGAGUGGUCUUUGAAUGGUGGCCGUCAUGUUGAAUCUUGUAAAACCCUUACUGAAGAGGAACAGCCCCAGCCCGGGACACCUGUUGCCCUGGAUACCGAAUUCGUCGAUCUCGAAAAGGCUGAAAUCGAUGUCAAGGCAGACGGCUCGCAAGAAAUGGUCCGCCCGAACAAGAGUGGGCUGGCCCGUGUCUCUGUGUUGCGCGGCUUAGGGAUUCAGGAAGGAAUACCUUUUAUUGAUGACUAUAUCACUAUUCGGGAGCCAAUCGUGGACUAUGUGACCCAGUAUUCAGGUAUCAAACCUGGUGACUUGGAUCCACGAACCAGCGAACACAACCUCGUCCCACUCAAGGCAGCCUAUAAAAAACUUUGGUUGCUUCUCAAUCUCGGCUGCAUAUUCGUCGGUCACGGUCUAGCCUCUGAUUUCCGCAAAAUCAACAUCCAAGUGCCAAAGGCCCAAACCGUGGACACACAAUAUCUUUUCUUCCAUCCAGGGAAGAACCGCCGGCUCAGUCUCCGGUACCUUGCAUGGGCUGUUUUCAAAGAAUAUAUUCAAGAAGAGCCUACACCAGACACCCUUCAGGGUCAUGACUCUAUUGAGGAUGCGCGUAUGGCCUUGCGUCUUUGGAAAAAAUUUCAAGAAUACGAAGAUGCAGGCAUUGUCGCGCAAAUGCUCGAAGAGAUAUUCCGUGAAGGCUCGAAACUAGGCUUCCGCCCGCCUCCCAAGAAUGGCGGCACUGUUACAGUCCUUUCCCGACCUGGUACCGCUGUCACCAUGCAGAAUGAGAGUGGUCGCAACACUCCUAGCACCCCUGACACACGCUCCGUCGCCCCUGUAGCACCCACCUCGGCUGCGCCCAAUGCUGGACCUCCCAGUGCUCCUGCCACGCCCCGCCAGGCUUUCCGGCGCUCGAUUGCUCUGACCCCAAGCAAUGGAAGCUUCUCUGGACCUGGUGACUUUUUUGGUGGCAGUCCCCUACGAUAG